Molecule: messenger RNA, 1594 nt
Organism: Macadamia integrifolia
Lineage: Eukaryota; Viridiplantae; Streptophyta; Magnoliopsida; Proteales; Proteaceae
Product: tobamovirus multiplication protein 3-like
Exons: 11
Coding region: 343-1212 (289 amino acids)
Source: RefSeq, a predicted model, not a curated record
UAGCGUGGCGGUAAUGGUAUGAUGUCUUUUAAGAUGUGUGUCGAGCUGAGUUGUGUGUCUAGGCGUCUGUCGAGAUCGAAAAACAAAAAAUUCAGGAAACCCUUUUCUGCUAUUCGAUAGGGAUUUUGUUUGGACACUCAAUUGGAAUAGGAAUCGGAAACCCUUCACGUAUAUCUCUCUGAAUGGUCGGCGAUUAAUUGGCUAUAUCUUAUUUCAGAAAUUUUAUAGUCUUCUGAAUUUCAAUUUUCCUUGUUGGAGAUUUCCUUCUUUAGGAUCUUCCGCUGUGUAAUCGCCGGGGAAUUUUAUUUUAUUUUUUCCUGAAUUUUUCGGCGAUAAAAUCUAAUGGGUUCGACCAAUGUUCCGUCAUGGGUGAAUUCUUAUGGCCUCAUAGACUCUUCUAAUUGGUGGGAUGAUAUCAAUAAUUCACCUGUUUGGCAGGAUCGUAUCUUUCAUGUCCUCGCAGGACUAUAUGUCUUGGUUGGCGCUGUUGCUCUGAUCCAACUUAUUCGAAUAGAAUUGAGAGUUCCUGAGUAUGGUUGGACGACACAGAAGGUUUUCCACUUUCUUAACUUCUUGGUGAAUGCAGUUCGUUCAUUGGUCUUUGCAUUCCGGCGGAAUGUGCAACAGAUAAAACCCGAGAUUUUUCAACAUAUCUUGCUUGAUAUGCCAAGUCUUGCUUUCUUCACGACAUAUGCACUGUUAGUUCUGUUCUGGGCAGAGAUAUACUAUCAGGCACGUGCUGUAUCAACUGAUGGGCUUAGGCCAAGUUUCUACACUGUGAAUGCUAUUGUGUAUGGCAUCCAGAUAGUGUUGUGGUUAGUUUUGUGGUGGAAGCCCGUCCAUCUUGUGCUCAUCCUGUCCAAGAUCUUCUUUGCAGGCGUCUCAUUGUUUGCGGCCCUUGGUUUUCUUCUCUAUGGAGGGAGACUCUUCUUAAUGCUUCAACGCUUCCCUGUUGAGUCAAAAGGCCGGAGAAAGAAGUUACAGGAGGUUGGCUAUGUGACCACCAUAUGUUUCUCAUGUUUCCUAGUAAGAUGUAUCGUGAUAUGCUUCAGUGCGUUCAAUAAAGCUGCCGAUCUUGAUGUUUUGAAUCAUCCAGUACUAAACUUCAUAUACUACCUGUUGGUGGAGAUUCUACCCUCUUCUCUGGUCCUUUUCAUUUUGAGGAAGCUUCCCCCCAAACGUGGUAUCACACAGUAUCACCCCAUCCGUUGACAUGAUUGAAGAGGUUAUUUGCUGUCUGGGAAAACCUGCGAAGCAGGGACUAAUGGGUGGCUUGGUUUUGAACAAGCUCAUCUGCCCUCUUAAUUGGAGAUGCAGUCAAAGGUAGCAAGAAAUAUCUUCUGUGCAUAUAUUGGACACCACGCUCAUCUUCUAGGAUCUAAACAAAAACAAGGGCUCUGUUUCUGUCAAGUGAUGUAGAUUUGUGAAAAAGAAUAUUUUGGAAAGAAGUGUUGUGAAUUUUGAGGACCCACUUUAGUGUUACUUUUGCUUGGUUUUGUUUAUAUAUGGAUGUUACUGUGUUGGGUCCCCAAUUCUUCUAAUCUAUUGUUCUAUGCAAUGAUACCAAGCAGCAGGAUGUUUUCCUCUUCUCAAA